AACACCGAAGUCGUAGAGAAUUGACACUCUCACAGCUAGAGGUCCUCAAGCACCCUAAUCUCCACCUCCCGCACUUUCUGCGCUCUUUCUUCUCUCUGACCAGGUUUCUCUCUCCGCCGUACCAACAGCACCACAAAUGGCCCAAGCUCCACCUCACUCGCCGCCGCGAUCGGUCUCCGACACCGAGACAGACACGGAGGAGGCCCCGCAGGAGUACUGGUGCUACCACUGCAACAAGCGCGUCUCCGUCGAGACCGUCCCCGACGUCGUUUGCUACGAGUGUAAGAACGGCUUUGUUGAAUCCAUCCCCCACUCCGAUCCUCUCUCCCGUCCCUCCGAUCAGGCCGACGACGACCCCACCUUCGGCUCCCCCUUCCUCCAGGUCCUCCGGCUGAUCGCGCAGGCGGCGGGUGACGAGGACGCGCCGCCGCCCCUGCCUCAGAACCCCACCCCGGAGGAGGAUUUCCUCAGGAUUGAGCUCGACGGCUGGGACAACGACGAGGACGCGCACAGCGUCGAGUUCCACAACGGCGGCGGCGUGGAAAACGAGGAGGCUGAAGAGGCGGAGGAGGAAGAAGAAGAAGAAGAAGAAGAAGAGGAGGACAGAUCGGAUCGAGAUGAGGAGGAGGAGGAGAGAGAGAAUCAAGGAGACGACCAAGAGAGAGACGAAGAAGGCCUCCGAAGACGUCGCCGCAAUGUUCUCCGUCUCCGCAUCCGAGACAUUGCGGCCCGGUCCCGAAGUGGCCGCAACCGGAUUCUGGAUUGGGCCGAGAUCCUGAUGGGCCUGGAGGACAACUCCAUCGAGCUACGCUUCGAGAUGCCCGAGUCGGAUCGUUACGUUGGCAAUCCCGAGGAUUACGUCGACGCAGCUGGCUACGAAGCUUUGCUUCAGACCUUAGCUGAGAGCGAUGGCAGUGGAAGGAGAGGAGCUCCGCCGGCUUCGAAAGCCGCCGUGGCGGAAUUACCGGCGGUGGAUGAGGCUGUGGUGUGUGCCAUAUGCAAGGAUGUGGCUAAUGUUGAUGAAAUGUCUAAGAAGCUGCCGUGCGGGCAUGGCUAUCAUGGUGACUGCAUUGUGCCGUGGCUGAGCUCGAGGAAUUCGUGCCCGGUUUGCCGGUAUGAGCUGCCGACCGAUGAUCCUGAGUACGAGGAGGAGAGGAAGAAGCAAGCUGGCAAUGCGAGUGCCGGAGCUUCGGGGUCCGGUGGAGAUAAUGCAGUCUCCGGCUGAAGCGAAUUGGUAUAAUAAUCUUAUGCAUUGCCCCCUCUUUUACUUUUGUUCUUUCUAAUUUGUAAUCUAUUUAUGUUGUUUUUGGUUGCUUAUUAGUUGAUAGUUGAUUCGAAGAAGAAAUUGAGAUUGUUUUUAUCUACCUUCAUUUUCUUCUGAAUGUAAAUAUCAUUUCAACUCAACUGUUGCUGGUGUUUGUUCUUGUUUAAACUCAUUUAGUAUAAUCCUUAUAGAACACCCAGCAAGCUACGUAGAGAUAUAAAAUCUGGGCUCCUGCUUGGCUGUUUUAA
Molecule: messenger RNA, 1512 nt
Organism: Argentina anserina (silverweed cinquefoil)
Lineage: Eukaryota; Viridiplantae; Streptophyta; Magnoliopsida; Rosales; Rosaceae
Product: E3 ubiquitin-protein ligase CIP8
Exons: 1
Coding region: 137-1225 (362 amino acids)
Biological process (GO): protein ubiquitination
Cellular component (GO): cytoplasm
Molecular function (GO): ubiquitin protein ligase activity
Source: RefSeq, a predicted model, not a curated record